Messenger RNA from Oncorhynchus nerka (sockeye salmon), 3970 nucleotides. Its product is annotated as dnaJ homolog subfamily C member 7-like. The record is from RefSeq and is a predicted model, not a curated record. The transcript is spliced from 14 exons. Gene Ontology annotation, molecular function: protein binding. NCBI's taxonomy places the organism in Eukaryota, Metazoa, Chordata, Actinopteri, Salmoniformes, Salmonidae. Bases 59 to 1549 code for a protein of 496 amino acids.
CCUAGGCGUGGCUUUGGCUGAACUCGUUGGGAAAAAAGACGGGUUCCUUUCAGGAAAAAUGGCAGCUGUUGACUUCGACAUGCAGACGGAACUAGAGCCACAAAUAAUUAUUGACGCCGACAUGGAGAGGGAGGCUGAGGGCUUCAAAGAUCAAGGAAAUGCUUUCUACGUCAAGAAGGAUUAUUCUGAGGCAUUUAACUACUACACAAAGGCCAUUGAUGCAUGUCCUAAAAACGCCAGUUACUAUGGAAACCGGGCGGCCACUCUCAUGAUGCUGUGCCGCUUCCGAGAGGCCCUGGUGGACUCCCAACGGGCUGUGCGGCUGGACGACUGUUUCAUGAAGGGCCAUCUGCGAGAGGGCAAGUGUCACUUGUCUCUGGGCAACGCCAUGGCAGCCAGCCGCUGCUUUCAGAAGGUCCUGGAACUGGAGCCCAGCAACAGCCAGGCGCAGCAGGAGCACAAAAAUGCCACAGCAGUACUGGAGUACGAACGAAUGGCAGAACUUGACUUCGAAAAGAGGGAUUUCAGAAAGGUGGUGUAUUCUAUGGACAAGGCCCUGGGAUUGGCGUCCACCUGUCAUCGCUUCAAAAUCCUAAAGGCUGAGUGUUUGGCCCUACUGGGUCGCUACCUAGAAGCCCAGUCUGUGGCCAGCGAUAUAUUGAGGAUGGACUCGACUAACGGAGACGCUCUGUACGUGCGAGGCCUGUGUCUGUACUACGAGGACUGCAUCGACAAAGCUGUGCAGUUCUUCGUGCAAGCACUGCGCAUGGCCCCAGACCACGAGAAGUCUCGGCUAGCUUGCAGAAAUGCCAAAGCUUUGAAAGCCAAGAAGGAGGAGGGAAACAAAGUGUUCAAGAACAGCAACUUUGAGGCAGCCUACCGGCUCUACUCGGAGGCCCUGGCGAUAGACCCCAACAACAUCAAAACCAACGCCAAGCUCUACUGCAACAGAGGCACCGUCGGGGCUAAGCUGAAUAAACCUGAUCAAGCAAUCGAAGAUUGCACAAGUGCAAUAAAGUUGGACGACACAUAUAUCAAGGCCUAUUUGAGACGAGCCCAGUGUUAUAUGGACAUCGAACAGUAUGAAGAAGCUGUACGGGACUAUGAAAAGGUCUACCAGACAGAGAAGACUAAAGAACACAAGCAUCUCUUGAAGACUGCUCAGUUGGAACUGAAAAAGAGCAAGCGGAAAGAUUACUACAAGGUUCUGGGGGUGGGAAAGAAUGCCACAGAAGAUGAGAUUAAGAAGGCCUAUCGGAAACGGGCCCUUAUGCACCACCCAGAUCGUCACAGUGCGGCCACGCCAGAGGUACAGAAGGAGGAGGAAAAGAAGUUUAAAGAGAUGGGCGAAGCCUUCACUGUGCUCUCUGACCCCAAGAAGAAGACUCGCUAUGACUGCGGCCAUGACCUGGAGGAGGACAGCAAUAAUAUGGGAGAUUUCAAUGCCAACAACAUCUUCAAGACCUUCUUUGGAGGCCCAGCAGGAGGAUUCAGUUUUGAAUCCAAUCACAACCAAGCACCUGGAAAUGUAUUUUUCCAGUUUGGCUAGAAAUGAAGAAUGCCAUUGGGAAUGCUGUAGCCCUGUGGUGGACAAUAUUAAAUCGGACGCACCCUCACAACCUGAUUUUUAUGCUCCCAUAGUUUUUGCAAAAUGUUGCUUUCACAUGCUAAAAAGACACUCAGUGUUGUUAUCUGAGCGAGAGAGAUGGUGCUCAUCAUGCUUGGCAUCUUCCUAAAAUCUUUUUGGCUGUUACCACCACAUUUGACAAUAUCCUCUUCAAAUUCAAACUGACAAGGGCGACUUUUUGGUAGGUUUAGUAACUAAGAACGUAGCAAAUUAAAUAGGUUAAAGGUUUUUUGACAAGGGGGAUUCGGAAAAACUUGAAUCCUCAGGAAAUUGUCUUGAUUCUCUUUUGUGAGUAUUUGUCGCAAAGCAUGUUUUGAAGGCAUGAAAUAGGAGUACUGUUGCCAAAAUAUACAUUUCAUUUCUUGAAUGGAAAAUGUUUGCUGUACCUGGAGCAAGUAGAGCUUUGUAAAUGAACACAUGGGAGUGCAACUCCGUUGUUAGUUUUAGUAGGUCGCAUGAUUUUUUCAUUCACGCCACAGAGGUCGCCCGGAAACACAAAGUUAGCAUGGGAAUAAUUUGGCGGUAAAGCAGAAACUGACCUUAGGGCAGAGCCUAGGAACUACUUCAGUCCCAUGUAGAAUGAGGCCUGUUUUCAUUUGUUGGAUUUUCCUGCAGACUCAAACUACAGUUUCAUGUUAGUCUCCAUUUUGCUCAUUGAUGCAUUGUGCAUUUUACUGGCAUGUUUUAAGUCUUAUUUUGUGCUCCUAAUUUGAUUUGAGAUUUUGUUCAGUUCUCUUAAAUGUAUUUAUUUAUUGUAUAUUCAAACUGUAUCCAUCUCAAUGACAGUGUUGGGGAUAUUCCAUUUGAUUUCUAAUGUUUUCUAUUGAAUCGGAUGUAAAAAAAAACAUAUCCUUGACCCACAUAUGUAAAGUUUUGACCUCUUAAUAGAUCUAUUUUUCUCCAUGUGGUUUUCUAGCAUUGCUUUGGCCCCAUAAUACGAUGCAUCCGGUUUCAACUCCCAAGUGAACAUUUGAAACUUCAGCAGCUAGUCUUGUAGAUCAGUUUCUAACUCUGGUCCAGGCGAAGUACAUGUUCCUCUACAAACUAGUAGAGGAACUGUGUAGCAGAUGGACCAGAGCUAGUCAGUCCCUCACAUAAGUGGUGCCUUAGAUGUUGACUAGACUGGACACGCUUGCGUGCAAAUGUUAAUUUUGUCCCAUCUUUUUAUUUUUAUUGAACCUAUAUUUAACUAGGCAAGUCAGUUAAGAACAAAUUCUUAUUUACAAUUAUGGCCUAGGAACAGGCCAGGGGCAGAAUGACAGAUUUUUACCUUGUCAGCUCUGGGAUUUGAUCUAGCAACCUUUCGAUUACUGGCCCAACGCUCUAACCGCUAGGCUACCUGCAGACAUGAUCAGGACACGCAGGUUGAAAUAUCAAAACGAACUCUGAACUAACUAUAUUACUUUGGGGAGAGGUCGAAACACAUGAAAAAUGUAGCUAGCUACCUUGCUGUUGCUAGCUAAUUUGUCCUGGGAUAUAAACAUUAGGUCCUUUCUUUCUGGAUCUUUGUAGAAUUUGGGCCAAUUUGAGUCACACGUGUGUGUUCUCUUCUCUGUCAAUCCACAUAUAGGAGUGGAAACCUUGGUGGUUUCUAGUAAUCUCUCCUUUAGUUUUGUUCCUUCUUCUGUGAACUUUAUAUGGCAGUUGGUGACUAACUUUAAGAUGCAUUACCACCAACUGGAGUGGGAACCUCAGUUCAUCCUUCAAUCACCCAUGUGGGUAUAUUCUCCUGAAAACUAAUGAGGAGAUUGGAGAGGUGGGAUUUGCAGCGUGUCACGAGUAAAAAAUAGAACGGUCUUCUAUUUUAGCGCCUAGCUACUCAGACGCUCGUUGACACGCACAAGUUGUUUGGAUGAAAUGAUUGAAUAAUGUAUGUACAUUUAUUUUGCAAUAAUGACCCUACUGACUGACGUUGCUUAAACACAAAGGUUGAGAAACUCUCUUGUAAAGUGUGCUAACUAAAGUCACCUAUUUUAAUUGUAAUUUUACUUUGAAGAUGUUUAAAUUUAAAGUCUGGCCAGUCUAGGCAAUGGGAUCUUGAAAGAAGAUACUUGACAAAAAAAACAGAUCCCUUUUUUGCACCUAGAAUCAGCUCUCAUUGAGAGGCUUUUAUUCUGCUUUUGGGGAUUGUCAUCAUGCCUUGUAUCUGUCAUGAACGUUUGGUCAGUAUGUCCCUCUCAAUCUGUGUGCUUCUCACCCGUGUGCCAGGUGGUAGGUUGAAAACGUGAACAGAAACGCUACAUUUUCAUGAUCCUAGUACCUGUGUACCAUUUUUUAUUUUUUAGAAUAUGCCUCUGUACAAUGUUUUGGUUGAAGGAAAUAAAAAUGAAUCUUUUCCCCUUA